Molecule: messenger RNA, 1340 nt
Organism: Salvia miltiorrhiza (redroot sage)
Lineage: Eukaryota; Viridiplantae; Streptophyta; Magnoliopsida; Lamiales; Lamiaceae
Product: vestitone reductase
Exons: 4
Coding region: 205-1200 (331 amino acids)
Molecular function (GO): oxidoreductase activity, acting on the CH-OH group of donors, NAD or NADP as acceptor
Source: RefSeq, a predicted model, not a curated record
UGCAUCAUAUUCUCAUUAGAUAAAUUAAGCAAGUUGAGAAAAUGAAUGCAUAAAUAUCUUCUGCCGGAGAUUAAUUAAUUAUCCAAGAGCAAAAGACAGGAAUGCCCUUCAACUUGCCAUUAUUUAAACAGACAUGCAUGGCUUCGUUUCUCUCACAAGUUACAUCGAUAUAUACAGAGAGAGAGAGAGAGAGAGAGAGAGAGGAUGGUGAAUGAAAAUGGGAAAAAGGUAUGUGUGACUGGAGGAACUGGUUUUCUUGGAUCAUGGAUGAUCAAGAGGCUACUCGAAGAUGGCUACGCCGUCAACGCCACUGUCAGGCUCGAUCCAGAGCGGAAGAGGGACAUUAGCUACAUCACCAACCUCCCCGGCGCGGCGGAGCGGUUGCAGAUCUUCAACGCGGAUCUCGACAAGCCGGAGACGUUCGCCCCGGCGAUCGAGGGCUGCGGCGGCGUCUUCCACACGGCCCACCCGCUGGACUUCGCCGAGAAGGAGACGGAGGAAGUGAAGCUGAAGCGCGUCACCACCGCCCUGCGAGGCAUCCUGCAGGCCUGCGCCGACUGCAAGACGGUCCGCCGCGUCGUCUACACCGCGAGCAUCUCCUCCGCCGCCUUCGACCCCGCCAACAGCGGCGGCAAGCUCAUCGACGAGGACUCGUGGACCGACGUCGACUUCAUCCGCAGCCUCAAGACCUUCGGGGGGCCCUACAUCGUCACCAAGGCGCUGGCGGAGAAAGCCGCCAUCGAUCUCGCGGCGGAGCUCGGCUUGGACCUCGUCUCCCUGAUUCCGACGUGGAUCACCGGCCCUUUCAUUUGCCCUAAUUUUCCGGAUUCCGUUUACGUCUCCCUGGCCUUGAUUCUCGGUGAUGAGGGGCACUACCAGCACCUAAAAGAAUCGAGUUUAGUCCACGUGGACGACGUGGCUCGAGCUCAUAUCCACCUGCUCGAGUAUCCCGACGCCAAAGGCCGAUACAUAACGGCGGCGGCGCAGUUCGGCAUCGCCGAGCUUUGCGAUUUCCUCUCCCUCAGAUAUCCAGAAUAUAAGAUGCCAUCACCUGAUUCGUGGAAGGAUGUGACGGCGGUGAAAUUUUCCGGGCUGUCGACGAAGAAACUGGAAGCCACUGGAUUCAAGUACGAGUAUGGAUUGGAGGAAAUGUUUGACGGCGCGAUUAAAUCAUGCAAAGAAAAGGGGCUUAUUAAAUAAUAAGUAAUUACUUUCGUCUUAUUUUUAUUAUUUUAAUGUUUUUUAUGGUGUUGGUUGACGUUUGUUUGGUACUACAAAUUAGUUCGCUAUGUACUAUAAGCCGUGGAUUGAAAUAAAACGACGUUGUUUCAUAUGAUAAA